Molecule: messenger RNA, 857 nt
Organism: Hordeum vulgare subsp. vulgare (domesticated barley)
Lineage: Eukaryota; Viridiplantae; Streptophyta; Magnoliopsida; Poales; Poaceae
Product: trafficking protein particle complex subunit 2-like
Exons: 5
Coding region: 157-564 (135 amino acids)
Biological process (GO): endoplasmic reticulum to Golgi vesicle-mediated transport
Cellular component (GO): nucleus; cytoplasm; TRAPP complex
Source: RefSeq, a predicted model, not a curated record
AGUCUCAUUCGUUGCGCUUAGAUCUCUCGCCCCCUGAUCUCUCCCGAGGCGCGAGCAGGACGACGCCGGCGGGCGGCUCCGGCGACCGGAGACUCUGCGGUCUUCCCUCCGCCCUUUCCAUAUUGCUGUCAGAGUGGAACAAAUCUGUUGCUGGAAAUGGCAAGUACAGCAUGUUUCGUGAUUGUAAGUAAGAACGACAUCCCAAUAUAUGAAGCAGAAGUUGGAUCCGCACCAAAGAAAGAAGAUCUGGCUUAUCACCAUCAGUUCAUCCUACAUGCUGCGUUAGAUGUUGUUCAGGACCUAGCAUGGACCACAAAUGCAAUGUUCCUGAGGUCGGUUGAUAGAUUUAAUGAUCUUGUGGUGUCUGUUUAUGUAACCGCCGGUCAUACUAGAUUCAUGCUGCUCCACGAUUCACGCAGCGAGGAUGGAAUAAAAAGCUUUUUUCAAGAGGUCCAUGAACUUUACAUCAAGAUAUUCCUCAACCCGCUGUAUCUGCCUGGCUCUCGCAUCGCAUCGUCUCAUUUCGACACCAAGGUGAGGGCUCUCGCAAGGAAGUAUCUGUAGCGCGCGGCCGCGGAGCAGCUUGGCGUCGUACAGCAGAAGCAGGGCCGGCAAAAGAUAAUCCACCGCGGUUGUUCUCUUGUCAUCUACGUAUGUUGCUGAAUCAUGUAUGCACACUGCAUUUUUCUCCUCGUUGGAUCCUUGCGUGCGCGCGCCGGUGAAUCCCCACCUUUUGGAAUUGAAUCCGGUUUGAAAAUGGAUCGUGCUGUAUGUACAUGGCAAAUAUGUAAAAACCGUGCAAUCUCCGUGUAGCAUACUAGCAGCAUUGAUUUGAUUUCCUGUCUUUGUCCUGCAUC